Molecule: messenger RNA, 1922 nt
Organism: Patella vulgata (common limpet)
Lineage: Eukaryota; Metazoa; Mollusca; Gastropoda; Patellidae
Product: rRNA 2'-O-methyltransferase fibrillarin
Exons: 10
Coding region: 81-1022 (313 amino acids)
Biological process (GO): box C/D sno(s)RNA 3'-end processing; rRNA methylation
Cellular component (GO): box C/D methylation guide snoRNP complex; small-subunit processome; Cajal body
Molecular function (GO): RNA binding; histone H2AQ104 methyltransferase activity; rRNA methyltransferase activity
Source: RefSeq, a predicted model, not a curated record
UAUCUUUUCCUCAAUGUGAGGUAUUGUGGGUAAUGAAAUCAAAAUACACGUGUUUUGCAAAAUACUGAAAAUAAUAGAAAAUGGGUCGACCAGGUUUCAGUCCAAGAGGUGAUCGCGGCGGGGGGUUCCGGGGCCGCGGAGGAGACCGUGGGGGUAGAGGAGGUUUCCGGGGAGGCAGGGGUGGGGGAGAUAGAGGAGGCAGAGGUGGUCGUGGAGGAUUUGGAGGAAGAGGAGGUGGUCGUGGAGGAUUUGGAGGAAGGGGAGGAGGUCGAGGUGGAAGAGGUGGUCGAGGUGGAAUGGCCGGAGGAAAACAAGUUAUGAUAGAGCCACAUAGACAUCAGGGUGUAUUUAUUGCUCGGGGUAAAGAAGAUGCUCUUGUUACUAAAAAUAUGACACCUGGUGAAACAGUUUACGGAGAGAAGAAAAUAUCGGUCGAGGAAAAUGAAGUUAAAAUAGAAUAUAGAGCGUGGAAUCCUUUCCGAUCUAAAUUAGCUGCUGCUAUUUUAGGUGGUGUUGAUCAUAUCCAUAUUGCACCUGGUAGUAAGGUUUUAUAUUUAGGAGCUGCUUCCGGUACAACAGUCUCCCAUGUAUCAGAUAUAGUUGGACCUGAUGGUUUAGUUUAUGCUGUAGAAUUUUCACACAGAAGCGGACGAGAUUUAAUAAAUGUUGCUAAGAAACGACCUAAUAUCAUUCCUAUCAUUGAAGAUGCCAGACAUCCACAUAAAUACAGAAUGUUGAUGGGUAUGGUUGAUACAAUAUUUGCAGACGUUGCUCAGCCAGAUCAAGCUCGUAUUGUAGCCCUCAAUGCACACAAUUUCCUUAAAAAUGGCGGUCAUGUUGUUAUUUCUAUAAAGGCUAACUGUAUCGAUUCAACGGCCGAACCAGAAGCAGUUUUUGCAGGAGAAGUCAGUAAAUUAAAAAGUGAAAAAAUAAAACCUCAAGAACAGUUGACGUUGGAACCAUAUGAACGUGAUCAUGCUGUGGUAGUUGGUAUAUACAGACCACCUCCAAAGAAAGUUUGAAAAGUUUAAAAGAGACAAUUUUUUAAAAUUUCAUUUUGUAAAUAAUAUUCAUAUGGUAUGAGAGGAGAUGUGGAUUCAUCUAUUUUGUAAAUAUUCAGAGAGUGCAACAGAUGGAUUUUAACUUUGAAAAAAAAAAGAAAUGGAAUCAUCAAAACACAUGAAUAUUAUAAAUCUGCAAUAAGAUCCGCAUCGUGAAAUAUAUAGGGUUGCCAAUGACACUACUGCACUUUGGCACACCUAUGACUUGCAAGUGUUUUGAUAAUGAAGACAUUUGGCUUAAUGAUAUGACAGUUUUCAGCCAAUGUAAACCUGUUGAGUUCUAGGAGUGCGAAAGUGCAAUAGCCUCCAGUUUGCAUUGAGGAGAUAAAAGUUAAACAUUUCAAAGGAGAAAUAUUUUUUUGUUUACAUUAUAUUGCAAAACUAAUGUGUUUUAAUGUCAAUAAUGAAUUUAAUGAGAAACCAUUGAGUUAUAUUAUUUACUACAAGGUAAAUAAAUGAAUGCGAUGCCCAUCCAACAGCACUCAGUACUGCCAAGAGAAUCACAAAAUACUAUGUCCUGCACGCUAUCUGUAUUGACCAUAUGUCAUAAUUUAUAAUAUAUUGAAGUAAUUAAGGAUACUGAAUUGUGUGCAGAUGAACUGCAUUGUUAGGGUUUUGUUGUUAGAAAAUCUUUAUUUUUGUCUGCUAAUAAAGAACUGAAUUUGGGGUAUGUAGAAUAUGACCACUUUAAGAAGAGAGCCACAGAUUUUCAACAGAUAUUUGAUUUUCUUUAAAUUCUGCUAAAGUUUCUGAAAAUAGUAUAUACAGAAACUCAUUGAUCAUAUAACAAGAUAUGAAUGAAUUAUUAUACAAAAUAAUGUAUAUGUAAAUAUUUACGUAGUAAAAUUAUGUAAAGUACCA